Prosopis cineraria is the source of this 1603-nucleotide messenger RNA. RefSeq lists its product as uncharacterized. Gene Ontology annotation, cellular component: nucleus. Lineage: Eukaryota; Viridiplantae; Streptophyta; Magnoliopsida; Fabales; Fabaceae. Gene Ontology annotation, biological process: regulation of DNA-templated transcription. The coding region runs from base 158 to 1360 and encodes 400 amino acids. The record is from RefSeq and is a predicted model, not a curated record. The transcript is spliced from 5 exons.
UCCCUUUUUAACGCACAGAUGACAGACCUACACACACAGGAGGCCGACCCGUCAGCGCAUUGACGCGUUCGCUAUCAACGUUCUUCCAAAUUCAAAUUCCAAACCGACCGUUUGAGAUUCAAAAAAUCAAAAUCAGAGAACGGAGAUAAGGGCGAGAAUGGCCGCUUCAGUGAAAUCCAGUCCCAAUACCCCCCAGUUCGGCAACAAUGGUCGAACCCAAACGACCGAGAGUCAGAAAAUGUCUCUCUACGAGCAGUCCAGAGAGCAAAGAAUCAGAGAAAACCGAGAGAGAUUGGAAAAGUUAGGUAUUGCAGAUCUCUCCCACAAGCUCAAGUUCCAGACAUCUCAACGGCGCAGCCGAUUGGACCCAUCGCACUGCAAAACCCCUCAGCGACCAUCUGCUCCGAAGUCAUCCGGACCCCUUCGCCGCUCUUCUAGAUUGCAGAAUGUGGCACCUGUUAGUUACUCUGAAGUGCACCCAAAGAAAGAUGAGUCUCUGGAAAAUGGAAAGUAUGUGACAGAAGCAGGUUCAAUGCCAGAGAUUUACAACGAAGAACACGAGAAGCUGCUGGGUAACACAGAGAAGCCCUGGACGUUGUUCAUGGAUGGGUAUGGGAAGGAUGGGAAACGGAUAUAUGACUCCAUCAAUGGGAAAACUUGCCAUCAGUGCAGGCAAAAAACCCUGGGCUAUCGUACUCAGUGUAGCCAAUGCAGCAUGGUACAGGGGCAAUUCUGUGGAGAUUGCUUGUAUAUGAGAUAUGGGGAGCAUGUACUUGAAGCCUUGCAGAAUCCAAAUUGGAUAUGUCCUGUUUGUCGUGGAAUUUGCAACUGCAGUUUAUGCCGUCAAGCAAAAGGAUGGGCCCCCACUGGCUAUCUUUAUAGAAAGGUAUCAGCAUUGGGCUACAAAUCAGUCGCUCACUAUCUCAUUCAAACUCGUCGCUCUGGUGCGAAUGUGGAGGAAAAUGCAGAUGUUUCCGUCCCAGUUUUAGCAGAGAAGUCAUUGGGCUUCUCAGACGUAGGAGGGUUGUCUAAUGAUUCUGUCGAAGUCAAUGAAAAUAAUUCUGUUGCGUCAUUGAAACUUAAAUCCGAAGAUGAUGGAGGUCAAGUUUCUGCAAAGAGAUCAUUGCUUUUUUCAGAUGUGAAAGAUCAGCAUGACCAGGAUGAAUGCUUGGAUGCUAUGAAACCUCAACCGGAGAGUGAUGGAGGACAAGUUUCAGCAAAGAGAUCGUUGCCUUUUUCUGACAUGCUAGGUCAGGAUGAAAAGGUUGCAUGCUUGGAUUCGAAGAUCCCAAGCACGUCUUCUACGGAAGUUAAAGACUGUGUUGCUAGAAGACUUAGACCCAGGGUUCAAAAAACUUGAAUUUGGAGGGAUGCUUUUUCUUUUUGGGCUACUAACCUACGGUUAUUUUGGAAAUUGAUGCAUGCUUAAUUUCCAAGAAAUGGUACACAUUUUGUGGUUUUAACACCGAACUUGAAAAUAUGGUGGAUAAAGAAGUGUAGUGUAGCGUUUCUUUUGUGGUAUCUUCUGUGGUUAGUUCAGCUUUCUCUCCUCAUGUAUAUUUUGAAGACAAAUGAGGUACAAAAUGGAAGAUGAUUCCUACGA